UUUUGAUCUUCAGCUUCUGGGCAGCUGUUUGAGGUUUGAGUUUGGGACUUGUAUAAAUUAACCCAAGCUCAGCACAUGUCCGAACUUUCACCUGCAUCAUUUUCGGAGGAUGAUGCCGGUGUAAGGCGAGCACCGGAGCAGUUCGUUGAAGAUGCAGAGAGGUCAUGCAAGGUUUGCGGUGAUCGUGCUAAUGGAUACAAUUUCGGGGUUUUGACUUGCGAAUCCUGCAAAGCGUUCUUUCGCCGGAACGCUGUAAGAGAAGAGGAGAUAAGAUGCCCAUUCUCAAACAACUGUGGUAUCACUUCUGCGUCUCGCCGAUUCUGCCAAGCAUGCAGGCUUCGAAAAUGCUUUGCGGUUGGAAUGAAUAGAACGUGGUUGCAAGAUCAAAGGCCUAGGACGCAUAGUAAGCGCAGACGUACGCGUGACAAUGAAGAGGAGAACUCAGAUGAAGAGGUCAGGGUGCCGAAAGCUUACUUGAAGGAACUGAUCAGGAAAUCAAGAAGACCUCCUUCAUUUUGUGAAUGCACAUGCACCUGCGGCUUUUACCCUGCUGGAACAAGACUGACCGCUCUGACUUGUGACAAGGACUGUCCACCUACAUCGUACCCUUCGUCCUCGUAUGCGAGUUCCACAACCGUAGUGCAACCUUCGCUCAUAAGGGAAAGGCAACCGUGCCAGUCUCUGACAACCGCUCCACAAUUGCUCAGCCCCAUGGAGGUCUCUUCUAGCGCUAAUCCACAGGAUAUUAUCAACUUACAGAGCUAUGGGUUAGCUCCAAAUGUCAUGUUGUCGGCAUUUUCUACCGUUCAACCAGCUUAUCCCCAGCUACAGUCUCCGUUUCCAGCCCAGGCAGCUAUCUCAUUUAAUGGAGUAGUUUCGCCUUUGCAAUGUUCAGAUUCGUUUCCGCCUUCAACCUCGAGAACUGCUUCCAGUGAAAAUGGGCUUGGCGAUCUGAGAAAGUACUCAAAAUUGUCUGUGCAGGAUCUUAAUUUGCUCCAGGAAUUGAUCAAAGCAAACGAACCUCUCAAAGCUCCAUUGGACUUACACUUCAAUGGCGAACUGAGCUUGAUGGAUGUGGUGAAAAUCAGCGAGGCUGCGUUAAAAAGGAUCGUUUGUAUGGCAAGAGAUCUGGCAGCUUUCCAAGGACUGGACAUAGAAGACAAGAAGAACCUUAUGAAAGGGAGCUGCAGCGAGUUGCUGAUUUUGCGCGGAGUCAUGGCUUUUGAUCCUAACAAAAACACUUGGAAUCACAAUUUUACCACGGGCAUCAAAGAUAUGGAGGUCAAACUAGACGUUCUCAAAAGCACAAAAGAAACGCAGCACUACGAGGAGCAUAAACGGUUUCUCAUUGGAUUCAAUGAACAAAUUCGAAGGAACGAGUGUGUUAUGCUGCUGCUGAUGGCUCUCGUCAUCUUCCGCCCGGAUAGAGCGAACCUCAUCGACAAAGCCAGAGUUCGAGCAAUACAGAACAUGUACUACGGGGUACUGAGGAGAGUGCUCGAGUGCGAAUACGCGGCUAGUGAGGCCCUCAUCGUCUAUGAAAUGCUUGUGAGAAAGCUGGAAGAACUCAAACAUUUGAAAGAAGGGCUAGUCAGAAUUUACUAUGGAUUCGACAGCCGCCAGUUGGAUCCGCUUAUCAAAGAAUUAUUCGAUAUGAUGUGAUGUGGCCAGUGAUCGGGGUAUUUGCAUAAAUAUUUAACCAACACUACCUGAAAAUGUGGC
Messenger RNA from Cylicocyclus nassatus, 1722 nucleotides. NCBI's taxonomy places the organism in Eukaryota, Metazoa, Nematoda, Chromadorea, Rhabditida, Strongylidae. The record is from the annotation of a GenBank genome assembly.